UUUAACAUAAGUGGCUUUCAAAAUCCUAACUCCAUUGCCACAUUUUGCCUAUAAGUGUUUGCUGAUAAACUUCUAUUUGGAAUCUCACCUAAUCCAUAAGUCGUAUCAAAACUUAUUGUCUACUGGUAAUACUUACCAGUUAUGGCGAAUACAGCAAUAUGGGUUGUCGUGGUUUUAGGCUGUGCUAUCCUAACUUGGUUUGAUCUUGGUGGACUAAAAAGUAACCAUACAUCAGAAAAAACCAUACCAACUUUAAAAAAGCCAGCAAACCCACUCCCUACACUUCAGUUCAUGUUUUGUGUUUCCUGAGGAUAUCGGCGGGUGUUUGAGGAAAUGUCACGGAUCGUCUUACAGAAACAUCCAUCCUUUAUUAUAGAAGGCGAUACGUAUCCUCCACCCGCCUGGCGAGCUCACCUAGCAAAGCUUUCUCAACUUUUAAAAUAUUCCAUUAUUCUGAUGACUGUGUUUAAUUUCGAUCCCUUUGCAUAUUUUGGAUAUCCCACCCCCAGCAUAGUUUCUUAUGCUGCUCAAAAUAAAAUUUCCUUCUGUUUGAUGACUUUCCUCUUCGGAAAUAUCGUUGAAGGUCAGCUGCUCUCCACAGGUGCUUUCGAAAUCUACCUAGAUGAUAUGCCAAUCUGGUCAAAAUUGGACACAAACCGCAUUCCACAACCUGAAGAGCUCCUAAAGAUAAUUGAUAAUCACCUAAUGUUCCAGCGACCAGGACGAGUUCCGAAAGCUGCUCUUCCGCCCCUGUAAUGAAGCACACCAACGAGUUAUAUAGUCUCAUUUUGAUAAGAAGUACUUAAUUGUACAAUAUCUGAGCUUUCGCUGACUCUAUGACAGUUGUCAUGUCAAUCUCUUUAUAGAGAACAUGACCAACUUGAUGCUUGCCAGCUUUGGCUCAGGUAUAUCACCUAGUUUAUAUAAUCAUAGUGUUUAAAUAUUGAAUACUUUGGACUUGAACUAUCCCUUUGUAAAUUCCCAAACUUCCAUUGGGUGUGUAAUAUUCUUUCUUCUCAUUUAUUUAUGAACUUAAUAAAUUUGUUUUAAAGCAUGUCGUA
Molecule: messenger RNA, 1061 nt
Organism: Heterobilharzia americana
Lineage: Eukaryota; Metazoa; Platyhelminthes; Trematoda; Strigeidida; Schistosomatidae
Source: the annotation of a GenBank genome assembly